AUGAUUUUCUUUUAUUUAAGUUCUCAUGUCGAUUUUGAUGUUCAAUUAUAUUUGGCUAAUAAAUUACAUGAUACACAAACAGUUCUCAAAAUUUUAUUAAUUCAAAAAUCAUAUAAAGAAAUUCUUGACUUAUUGGAACGUGAUUCAUCAAAUUUAAUUUAUGAAUAUUCUGAAGCUUUAAUUACUCAAGUACCUGUGGAACUGAUUUCUUUUUUGCUCAAAAAACUAAACAAAUUGGAUCCUUUGAAACUUUUGCCUGCUUUUCUUAAAUGUUUAAAUCCUGAAUUGAAAAAUCGUGCUACAAUGGUUGAUUCUGUUUUCCUGUUUAUUGAAAAUCUUACACCAACACAAACAAAUGGCCCAUUUCUUGAUUUUUGUAUUGAUUUAUAUGCAACAUUUCGACCAUUACAAUUAUUACCAUUUAUGAAAGAAUGUAUUUGUAAAACUCAUAAUUAUUCAUUUAAUGCAGUAGAAGCUAUAAAAAUAUGCAAGGAACAUGGUCUUGUUGAAUGUCUCGUUUUUCUUCUUUGUUUUGAAGGCUCGUAUGAGGAUGCGGUUAUUUUAGCUUUAACAAUUUCUAUUGAAUUGGCUAAAAAAUGUGCUAAUGAAUUAGAAAUGGCAAUUGAAAAAAGAACUACUGAAAUGCGUAGAAGAAUUUGGUUGGAAAUUUUAAAAACUAUGGUAAAGAGUGGUGGAACUCCAAUUUCUCAAUGUUUUUCUUUAAUUGAUGAGUCUAAUCGAGCAAUACGAAUUCAAGAUGUUAUGGAGUAUUUUCCUGAUUGUACAAAAAUACAACAUUUUAAAGAACCAUUAAUGGGAUUUCUGGAGGAGUAUUCAAAUGAAAUUAAGAGGCUUCAAAAAGAAAUUUCUGAUGCAACUGAAAUGUCUGAUGAAUUAAAUGAAGAAAUUAAUCGAACAAAAUCAAGUUUUAUGGUUAUUCGUGCAAAUAGUUCAUGUUCAAUCUGCAAAAAAUCCUUACUUACUCAUCACUUUGUUGCUUUUGUGUGUAGACAUUGUUUUCAUAAAUCUUGUUUAGAGGGAAAAUUGAAGCAAAAAUCUCCUGAAUUUGUUAAAUUAUUGGCUGAAGAACAUAAUCUUAAAAAAGAAUUUAAAAAAUUAACGGAGAAUUCAACAAUCAAUGCCAUUUUAAGACAACGAGGUGAAAAGAAUGGGAGAGAAGAAAUUGCAAAACGUAAAUUAGAUUCUGUCCGUACACAAAUUGAUGAAUUGUUAUUGGGAGAUUGUCUACUUUGUGGAUUACAAACAAUUGAAGAUGUGGAUAAACCUUUUUUUGAUAGUGGAGAUGAUUAUUUGGAACAACUUAAAAUGUGGAUACCUUGA
Messenger RNA from Meloidogyne enterolobii, 1341 nucleotides. Lineage: Eukaryota; Metazoa; Nematoda; Chromadorea; Rhabditida; Meloidogynidae. The record is from the annotation of a GenBank genome assembly.